CGAUUGCGAACGCAUUUUACUAGUGGAACCGGUGUGUUAAGCUGCUGCUUCUGUGCUGUAGUGAUAUCCUGGACAUUGUUGUGGCUAAGCAGACCCCAGCAAAGCUUUCCCAGAGGUUGUGGAAGUGCAUCCCGUGUACGUAUUUGUGUGGGCCGCCGUAUGUGGUGAUUAAGCUCCUGACUGCAACACAUUGGAAGCUCGAUGUACUGCUAACCCAGUACCUGCUGCCCAGGAACAGAAACCGGCCAAAUUCGGAUCCUUUAAUCUAAUUAUUACGUCGUCUGAGAAAGGUGUACAAAAUGUCCCACGACGUUCUCAAUAUCGUUGUAGUGGGAGAUGGUACCGUCGGCAAAACAUGCCUAUUGCAUGCCUACACGGAUGAAUCAUUCACAAACUUCUAUACACCGACAAUAUAUGACAAAGAAUCGAUUGAAAUGGUUUUGGACGGAGUGAGGCAUACGAUUACUCUCCACGACACAGCCGGGCAGGAAGAUUAUGACCGCAUCCGGCAACAGUUUUACAAGAAGGCACAGUGCUUCCUUCUUUGCUACAGCAUUGAUAAUCGUGUCACAUUCGAAAACAUCAAGGCAAAAUGGAUUCCAGAGCUAUCGGCAACGGGCAAUAAAGUUCCCAUCGUUCUAAUCGCCACAAAAGUAGAUCUUCGCAGAUAUAUUGACACUGAGGUCAGCACCGAGGAGGGUGCAAAACUCGCACGUAAGAUCAACGCCAAUUGUUUUGUGGAAUGCUCGGCCAAAAAUGACAUAAACGUCAAACUUGCAAUAGAGGAAGCCGUUCGAGCGUGCAUCUAUGGCGUACCAAUACCGGAACCGGACGAGCAGUGCUGCGGGCUGUGUCCCAUUUCUUAGUGCGGUCAAAUUUUUCAAGUUCCGAUUAGAUCUUUUAAGUUUUUUUUGUUAAGUUGUACGUACCGAACGGCAAUCAUUCAUUGAACGAAAGCUCAUAGCAUAAAGUGUUAUAUACUAUUCGACUUAGAUACAAAAUACAUCCGUUACAAAAUAGAUGAAUAACUAUGAUAUU
Messenger RNA from Armigeres subalbatus, 1038 nucleotides. RefSeq names its product ras-like GTP-binding protein RhoL. NCBI's taxonomy places the organism in Eukaryota, Metazoa, Arthropoda, Insecta, Diptera, Culicidae. The coding region runs from base 300 to 866 and encodes 188 amino acids. The record is from RefSeq and is a predicted model, not a curated record. Gene Ontology annotation, biological process: small GTPase-mediated signal transduction. The transcript has 5 exons. Gene Ontology annotation, molecular function: GTPase activity; GTP binding.